This is a messenger RNA of Clupea harengus (Atlantic herring), 1500 nucleotides long. Its product is annotated as retinol dehydrogenase 13. NCBI's taxonomy places the organism in Eukaryota, Metazoa, Chordata, Actinopteri, Clupeiformes, Clupeidae. The record is from RefSeq and is a predicted model, not a curated record. Gene Ontology annotation, molecular function: oxidoreductase activity.
CCUUCUAGCUUUUGAUGUAAGCUAGAGGUUAGGUCUUUUGCAACGAGAAAGGACAGCGACUACUUUGUAUUUAUUUAGCGGCAAAAUACAUGUCUUCCUCAAGUUCCUGGUAAUGUCAUUUAACAUGAAUCCAUUACUAUAGUGGCCGUUACAGCUGGUCUGCUGUGUUGUGACAAAUAUGAGUAAAUACAUUCUCCCAGUGUCAGCGUUUGGCACAGUGUUUGGCUGCGUGGUUCUCCUCAAGAAUCAUGUUUCUGGGGGCGCAUGUCCAUCUAAAGUCAAGAUCCCUGGGAAGACAGUGGUCAUCACAGGUGCUAACACAGGCAUCGGCAAGGAAACUGCCCGGGAGCUGGCCAGGAGAGGUGGCAGGAUUAUUAUGGGAUGUCGUGACAUGGAGAAGUGUGAAGCAGCAGCUCGUGAGAUCAGAGGAAAGACACUGAACAAACAAGUCUACGCCAGACACAUUGACCUGGCCUCCAUCAAAUCCAUAAAGGCCUUUGUCCAAAAGAUCAAGGAGGAGGAAGAACGUGUGGAUGUGUUAAUAAAUAAUGCUGGAGUAAUGCGGUGUCCUCCAGGGAAGACAGAAGAUGGAUUUGACAUGCAGUUUGGGGUCAACUAUCUUGGUCACUUUCUAUUGACCAAUCUCCUACUGGAUAAGUUGAAAGGCUCUGCCCCAAGCAGGAUCAUCAACCUGUCAUCUGUGGCGCAUGUCGGUGGUGAGGUGAACUUUGAUGACCUGAACUGGGACCACCGAAAGUUUGACACGAGGAAAGCAUACAGCCAAAGCAAACUUGCUAUUGUACUCUUCACACGAGAGCUUGCUAAGAGACUACAGGGUACUGGUGUUACCGUCAAUGCUGUCCAUCCAGGUGUAGUGGCCACAGACUUGGGGAGACACACCGGUCUGCACCAGUCACAGCUCUCCAGCAUAGUGCUUUCGCCGUUUUUCUACUUGUUUGUGAAGUCUCCCACUCUCGGGGCUCAGUCCAGUGUCUACCUGGCCGUUGCUAAGGAGUUGGAGGGCACUUCUGGCCGUUACUAUGACGCGAUGACCGAGAAGGAUCCGGCUCCACACGCACUUGAUGAGAACACAUCAGAGCGACUGUGGGACGCCAGCAUCGCACUGCUGGGACUCAACAGCACACAAACGUCUCACAUGCACAUGCACAUCCCAUGUCUCAGAGUGCCAUAAAAGCAGUGUCUUCUGAACUCACUGGAGACGGCGCCUUUCCCACCAUGACCUCUGAGCCAAUCAAAUCAACAGUUUAACGUGGUUGGACAUGCUUUAAUGCAACUUGAAUUCUGGAGGAUGCUUGAUUUUCUUGCAUUGUGGAAAUAAUUUUGAAGGACAAACUGAAAUUCACACCACAAAUAUUACACAAUAAAUCAAUAUUUGAUGUGGGAAUGCCAUACCAUACAUUUUGCAGUGGUCUUCAACAUGACUGUGUGAUAACUGUUAAAACUCUCCACAAGGAUUUAUUAAAGGAGCUUUCUGACAAA